Lycium ferocissimum is the source of this 2937-nucleotide messenger RNA. RefSeq names its product CO(2)-response secreted protease-like. The record is from RefSeq and is a predicted model, not a curated record. Gene Ontology annotation, molecular function: serine-type endopeptidase activity. Lineage: Eukaryota; Viridiplantae; Streptophyta; Magnoliopsida; Solanales; Solanaceae. Gene Ontology annotation, biological process: proteolysis. The transcript is spliced from 9 exons. Bases 426 to 2735 code for a protein of 769 amino acids.
GAUUUAGCACUUACACUCAAAUCUCAGUAUAUACAUCGUACCCACUACCCUUUAUGACUUCAACAUAAUAAAUAAUCUUAACAUUAAAAUACUAGUCCAGUUACCAGUUGCUACGCAUGACGAUCGCCACCGCCUACCACCACCAGCACUACCACUAUCAUAGUGGCGUAUUUGGAUAAGCAUUAUACGCACUAUAGUUGGUUAUAAUAUAUAGCCCGUGGCAUAUGAUUGACGGGCGCUCGUUCAGUGCGCACACGCAUGAAAUGCACCAAACAAGUGAUUUUACAAAUACAAAUCAAUUUCUACCUAUAGCUAGACAGUACCAAACUUCAUUCCACUGAUUAGCAUGUGUAUAUAAUAGGCUUUUGUGAGCGAGAUUUAACUUAAAACGGACCUUCAUUUGUUAAAGAUUUGGCAACAACAAAAUGAAAGACAUUGCUCUGGUUUUGUGCUUCUAUGUAUUUCUUGUCUCUUUCCUUAGAGAAUCUAAUGCAGUUUCUCAAAGACAAAAUAAUGGUAUAUACAUUGUUUACAUGGGUGCUGCUGAUGUAUCGAAGGAUGGCACUAAUAAUCAUCAAGCAGACCUUAUGAGCUCCUUGAUCAAAAGGAAAAAGGAUGCAGUUGUGCAUAGCUACAAUAAUGGUUUCACAGGAUUUGCAGCCCAUUUAUCAGAAGCUGAGGCUAAAUCCAUUGCUAAAAGACCUGGAGUUAUCUCAGUGUUCCCUGAUCCAAUAUUGCAACUCCACACAACGCGUUCGUGGGAUUUCUUGCAAUUACAAACUGAUGUUGAAAUCAGUUCUGGUUCUGAUAACUCAUCUCCAAAAGGAGCUGAUACCAUAAUAGGAAUCUUGGACACAGGAAUAUGGCCUGAAUCAGAGAGUUUUAGUGACAAUGAAAUGAGUGAAGUUCCAUCAAGGUGGAAAGGCACUUGCAUGGACAGUCAUGAUUUCAGCUCUUCCACAUGCAACAAGAAGCUAGUUGGUGCAAGGUUUUAUGACGCCUCUGAUGAGAAGGGUUCAAAACCUUCUGGCUCAGCUAGGGACCAGAAUGGACAUGGAACUCAUGUUGCAUCUACAGCAGCUGGGAACCCGGUUUCAGGAGCAUCCUAUUACGGCUUGGCCUCGGGGACCGCGAAGGGUGGGUCCCCGGGUUCAAGAAUAGCCAUGUAUCGUGUCUGCACGAGUGAUGGAUGUCGUGGAUCAGCUAUACUGAAAGCAUUUGAUGAUGCUAUUGCAGACGGGGUUGAUGUUUUAUCGCUGUCACUUGGUUCCUCAUCUGGACUUGAACCCGAGUUUUCGACUGAUCCUAUAGCUAUUGGAGCAUUCCAUGCUGUUGAAAAUGGAAUUCUUGUUGUCUGUUCUGCUGGAAAUGAUGGCCCUGACGCGAGAAGUGUUGUCAACGUCGCUCCUUGGAUUCUCACCGUUGCAGCUACUACACUUGACCGCGAUUUUGAGACAGAUAUUGUCUUAGGUGGGCACAAGUUAAUUAAGGGUGGAGGCAUAAGUUUUAGUAAUCUGACAAAGUCUCCGGUAUACCCGUUGAUUAGUGGCGAUUUAGCCAAAUCCGGAGAUAAUGAUGUUUCUGUGAAAAAUGCAAGGAGUUGUGUUCCUGAUUCAUUAGAUGAAAAGAAAGUUAAGGGGAAAAUUGUUCUUUGUGAUAAUCGCGACGGAGAAUAUUCAGUUAGUAUGAAGCUAUCAGAAGUGAGGAGCAAAGGUGGCAUUGGAUUUAUACUAGUAGAUGAUGAUGCAAGAACUGUGGCACCUAAAUUCAAAUCCUUUCCAGCAGCUGUAGUAACUGAAAAGGACAGCAAUGAGAUCCUCUCUUACAUCAACUCAACAAAGAAUCCACUUGCAUCAGUUCUUCCAACUGUUUCGAUAACUAAGUACAAACCAGCUCCAGUUGUGGCUUACUUCUCAUCAAGGGGUCCUUCAUACAACACUCCUAAUCUCCUCAAACCAGAUAUUACAGCACCGGGUGUUGCAAUUCUUGCGGCUUGGCCUGGAAACGACACAAAAGAGGCUGUCGCCGGCCAGGAGCCACCGCUUUUCAACAUAAUCUCAGGGACUUCCAUGUCUUGCCCUCAUGUUUCUGGUAUUGUCGCGUUCAUCAAGGCGCAAAAUCCUUCUUUUAGUCCUUCAGCAAUCAAAUCAGCUAUUAUGACCACAGCUAUACAAACUAACAACUUGAAGGCUCCAAUCACAACAAAUUCGGGAUCCGCUGCAACACCAUACGACAUAGGAGCCGGAGAAGCAAGCCCUUCAAGUGCACUUAAUCCGGGAUUGGUCUACGAGACUAACGCUGCAGACUACUUGCAGUUCCUAUGCUCAAUCGGCUAUGAUAAAACAAAGAUAAAACUCAUUUCAAACACAGUUCCAGGCGAUUUUUCAUGUCCCGCCAACUCAAGUUCUGAAUCAGUCUCACAAAUGAAUUACCCCUCCAUAGGUGUUUCAAAUAUCAAAGAAAAUGAAACCAAGAAAGUAACCAGAACUUUAACUAAUGUUGCGGAAGAAGAAGCAACAUACACUGCAAGUAUAAAGGCACCGGCUGGUUUGGAAGUCCAAGUGAUUCCCAAUAAAUUGGUAUUUACAAGUAAUAGUAAGAAGUUGAGCUAUGAAGUGUCUUUCAAAGCUUCAUCUAAACCAAAGGAAGACUUGUUUGGAUCAAUUACAUGGACAAAUGGUAAAUACAAAGUUCGAAGUCCAUUUGUUGUAACCACUGACUUAAAAGGUGUCUGAUGAACUCCGGAACCUGCUGAUUGCCGAUCAAAGUAGUCUAGCAAGUUUGUAUGUACUGUUAAAGUUCAUGAAUACAACUAUGUGCACUAAGUGAGAAAAUAAUAUAUAAAUGACCAAUCAUAAGUCUGUAUGCGUUAGCUGUAAGAUGAAAGCUAUCCCAAAAAAGUCUAUCAGAAGAAGCUACUUAAAUGUUGGACAAGAA